Molecule: messenger RNA, 4866 nt
Organism: Sphaeroforma arctica JP610
Lineage: Eukaryota; Ichthyosporea; Ichthyophonida
Exons: 7
Coding region: 1-4866 (1621 amino acids)
Source: RefSeq, a predicted model, not a curated record
AUGGAAUUCACACCGGAAAGCAGCGUCUCCAAUGCGAGGUCAAGCGAUCAACCCGUACCAGCCCUAUACGUUAGUCGACGCACCAAACUCUCACUGGGCAGACACAACCCCUCAACCAUGCCGGGUCGACCAUCACUUGCGAGUGCCUUCGAUAUCCACCCCAAGACACACUCAAAGGGGAGCUCACACGCACCUCUACGCACAACGGUACACCUCCGCAACCGCUCCCAUGCGUGCACACAGGAUGGCCCACGCAGCAUCCACCGGAAGAGGUACCAGGUGCCUGGGCAAUUGGGCGUAUUGUCCGAUAAACAGGAUACCCCACUGACAGAUAGACGGUUCGCUACUCAGUCUUUCCCGUUCGGUACGCAGACGCUGCAAGUAGGUACCCGGUCACUACUAGGCAUUGCGCUGCCGGAGAGAGGGCACGUCUCUGCGGGAAGGGGUGUGGGACAUAUGCCUGAGAUGGCACGGAUGGUUGGUUUGGGAUUAGAACCAAUGGAGGAGGAGAUACCCUCAGACCACAACCGUUACCUUGGAGACAGCAGGGCAACCACUGGAACAGAUGGCAAGGCGGGUAGGAGGACGCCCAAGACACGUGCGCGUACAGAUACCGGUGCAGACACAGACACGGCAAGUAGUAGUAGUAAAACAAGGGGUGAAAGGGCAAUAACUCACAGUACAAACACUGACAUGGACACAGCCAGUAGUAGUAGUAAAACAAGGGAUGAAAGGGCAAUAACACACCGUACAGACACAGACACAGACACAGCAAGUAGUAGCAGCAAACCAAGGGAGAGAGGGACAAUAACACAUAAUACAGACACCACCCGUGACCUAUCCACCACGAUCGCAUCCCCCGAACUGACACGUGAACAUGACAGGCACGUGGUGCUGCUACAGGAUGUGAGUGCACCAGUGCCGUCUCAUGCAUCUGAAUCGACGAGCACGUGUGCAGAGCUGACUGUGGAGGGGCCAAGCGGGUCUGUUAGGGGGUCAAUACAGGGGUCUACAAGCGGGGAGGCUUGCCCGAAUCCCACUACACAGCUAGGAGUGACACAUGAGUUGCACGACAGUAAAGUGACGGUGCAAGAUGUGGUGUCUGGCGUUACAGAUUUUGGACCAAGUGGGUCCGAAAAAUCGAGGAUAGGUGCACCAACCACCCAAACGCGCACCCGCACAGCAGCCGUCCGGGCAUCGACACGUGCGCACAAACGCAAACGAUCCCACACAGAUGUGCGUGCACGUAAACGUAUUGCUGAGCCGAAAGCUACAGCACCUGCAAUGAUUGCGACUGAGAUAGAAGGAGACGACCACACUCUACCCGAACGCGCGAGUCGUAGCAACCUACACACACGCACACGCACACAGCGGGCUACGGCGGAUACCGGGAUGACCAAUGAGCACGGGAGGGACAAUGGGAAGGAAGGCACCCCUGCAUCGACGUCUGGAGAGAGUGUAAGCUAUGCACGUGAGGUGGAGGUGACGUCUGGAGAGAGUGUAAACUAUGCACGUGAGGUGGCGGAGGAAGGGGGGUGUCCGAUUGGCUCUGCGCUGGAUAAGCGACGGAUCUUGGAUCUGAAACAUACCGAACUGAACGACACGAACGGGCCGGCCAUCUACCCCGAUCUGUCGUAUAUAGGGUCGUCCAUAACACCUGUCAAGGUUGGGUUGACACGUGAAGCGCACGGGGAGUCAUGCAGCCUAGAAAAGUUCGGUACUGACGUGUGUGUUGCGGGGGAGUCAUGCAUCCCAGAGAAGUUCGGUACGGACGUGUGUCUUGCGGGUGAACAGAGGAUGAUAGCUGGCAUGACUCAUGAGUCAUCGGUCAAUGCUAGUGUGGCACUUGGCGACGGCGACGAGCUCGGUAGUCAAGUGGAAUUCGAUACCACGGUAGUUUCAGCUGGUAAUAAGAGUCCGCAGCAGCAACCCGCACCAGACCUGGUCCAUGAUGCGAGGAGUGGGACAGAUACGGCCCAUUCUGUGACUUUUGAGACAGCUGAUGCUGCGAUGGACGUAGUCAACCAAUCCACUUCAGAAGCCCCAAAGUUAGACCCCGGGGCCAACACCGCACACUUGGGUGCUGAAGUAUCGGGCAAUAGGCUCGAGGUCAGUCCAAGCAGGGCAACCGAGAACACCACCUCAACUGCUACGGCAAACACAAGCACGCCAGCGAACGACAACACAACAGGAACGUCGCAACAGGACACACCCCACACUGAUGUGGCCCAACGAACUACAGUGGCAGGCGUGGGAAGCCCGUGCCGUGUACCUACAGAGGAUCUCCCACACCCCCGCGCUGCUGAGCGCACCCCAGGACAGGGCCCAAGUGUGCGUGUGUCCGCCCCUGGUGGAACGGGACAGGGUAAUGGCACACAGGCAGGGGUCGAUGCACCUGGCGGUGGUAAACGGACCGGCAGUCUACGCCCCACACCCACACCAGAGAGCGGGUGUGCGGAUAUGUUUGUGGAGGGGUGCUACAGGAGCAAGUACUUUGUGCACGCACAUGGUACCGGGGUUAGCUCGAGAGCCAGAACCGGCGAUGGCGAUGGGAGAAGUUCGGUACCUUUGGGUGUGGGCCGGAGUGAUUGUAUGGGUGUAGGGCAGAGCAACGGAACUUUGCCAGGAAGUGCGAGUGAGAGGAGUCUGGAUACUACUGCAGACUGGGCAUCGAGUCCUAAAAGUUUAGGUUUAGGUGCACGUGCGAAGGCAAGCCGGAGUGUGAGUGCGAGUAUGGGUGUGAACACCAGUGAAGGCGAAUGUAUUGGCAAAGGCGUGACAGCGCAGAAGCGACGCGGACGCCCUAGAAAAGCGAAAAGUCUCAAAAAGACAGAAGAGGGCAAGCUAAAUACGACACAUACGAAACGUGAUCGUGAAGACGAGGCGACAGGAGUUGCGACCCAUGCACCUAGAAGUACAAAAGGGACCGUUGGCACGAGUAAAGGUUUAGGACCGAGUGUCGGGACAAGGACAAGCGAUCAGGUGGCACUGGAGUCAACGGACCGAGUGGGCUUCGUUGUGGGAGAUGUGACCGGAAUAAGAACGAGUGAAUCCGUAAAAGACGAUAACCCAGUCUGCGCGAAGAAUAUACGUACCCAGACGAGUAAACGUAGCAAAUCGAGUGAAAGUGCGCGGCCCGGCAAUAAGCGAAAGAAACCCGAGGCAGAGGGUCGUGAUGUGAAGAAGGCUAAGAAAGGCGCCAAAGCGGAUGAGGAAGCUAGCACGUGUGCCCAGGGAGCUACAGAUAUCAGGAAGAAACUGCGGAAAUCGGAUCGAAAGGAGAGAGAAAAGGUUCAGAAACGGCCAAAAUCCGAGCAACCAAAGCCCAAAAAAGUGGGCGCAGGGUCCAAAACUAAAAAGAAGCGAACGACGUCACAGGACAAUUUGGCGGGAAGUGGAGUCCAGGGGAGUGUGGAGGCGCAGCUAGAGGCAUCGAGUGAGUAUGCGGUCACGGCUGUUACCACGAGUUUCUUUACGAACGAGAUCGGCCACCUAUCAAAGGACAGGAUAUUAAUAGAUUGUGAUGGUAGCCAAUUAAAUGAGGCCGUUGCACACAUGGCAGACUUGACCAGCUUCCAGAGCCAAGGCCCCGGCAGUCACCCGAAAGCUGCACUUCCGUUGGCCGAGAGCCCCGCUGGGUUAAUCGUUGAGAAACCAUUGGACGAGAGCGGACUGUUUGGUUUUCAGAGCCAAUCGCUGAACCCUGUGGUGAAGGAUAGACCGCCACCGCCACCCGCGCCACUACCACCUCCGUUGGGACUACCGAAGUCAAUAGAAACCGUGCAUGCGAGGAAGCUGUCUGAGGAGUUUACAUACACACACACGGGUGCUACGGCCCAACACAUACACUUCCCUCAAACCACCGGAGAUGAGCAGUUGCACCUGGCGAUGGCCAUACACACAUCUCUGGGCGGGGCAGUGGCCAGCGCCACCCAGUCCACGAAUGCACCUGGACCGGAUGGAAAUAGGGCCGAUUCUGUUCUCGUUUCCGAGAAUGCACCGGCAGCUGGGGAUACGGUCUUGUCUGAGACAGAGCGUGCGGGUACAGGGCCAGAUACGAUCGCUCAUGGUGUGCGAGAAGGGGCGAUGAGGCGCAAAACAGGGGCGGUGGUAGUCACACCGAAACCCGACAAGCCCUUAACGAAGACGAAGAUAAAAGCCCUGGCCAAACAGGCGGCUAAAGCGGAGUGGGAGCAAAGCAAGAAGACUCUACACCUGCUCACAGCAGUGGCUAAUUGCACCAUUGGUUCAAAGACAACUAUAAUCACAGAAAGCAAGACACAGAUACUGAGGGGCGGGGGAGAAAGAUCGAGAGCCAGACCCAAAGCCAAAGCUAAAUUGCCGGCCAAUUCUAAUUCGGAUCAUGUUGGUGGGUUUUUUGAAGCCAACUCGGACCCGAUUUUGAGGCCCGACGAUACGGUGUUUCGUGCGUGGGAUGCAGAGGAACGGCGAGCACAGAGGUCUAGAGCCGCACGGCUGGUCAGAGAUACUAUGGUAGACUGGCACAAGUACAGUCUACUCAGGAAUGAAAGUAUCACUGACUGGCGCGAUUACGAGCUCAUGGGCCUGGGUGGGUUCUGCCUGGAUAUAAAUAGCAGCCAAUCAGAAGAGAGCUGCGGGAGUGACGCGGAGGAAGAUCUGCAGGAGAUCCCAAUGACUCAGAUGGCGCCACAGAGCGAAAUCAGUGCCAAACGACGGCUGUCGGAGGAGGAGAUAGACCUCGGCCUGUCCAAGUCGGCUGAAGGUAGUAUUACCUACAUUGCUCAUGGUGUGCGGUAUAAUGCCUGGGACCAUCUACCUGUGUGCCCGGUUAAGGGACCCAACUCGGGCUCUCCUUUAACCGGGACAUUGAUCGGCCGAAGGUAG